This is a messenger RNA of Adineta ricciae, 969 nucleotides long. NCBI's taxonomy places the organism in Eukaryota, Metazoa, Rotifera, Eurotatoria, Adinetida, Adinetidae. The record is from the annotation of a GenBank genome assembly.
AUGUCGACGCCAUCGGCCAAGACUGCAACAUCAGGUGGUAAAUCAACAACCAAAACGACAACUACAGUUGUUAAAACAACAACCACCACCGUAACAAAAAAACAACCGCAACAACUUUCACUAACACCCCGUAGUGUUAGUUCAAAAACGAAAAGACCAAAAACAAGACCAAAUGGAAAGAAAGCUAUUAGUUCACACACAAAUCGUGAAUUAAAUGCUGGUGGUCUGAUGCGCUUUUCACGUGGUCGUAUGUUCCAGCGACGUGCAUUACACCGUAUAAAUAAAUGGAAAGGCGCUCAAGCUAAAUUACAAGGAGAUAAAACAAAGAAAACUGCUGGUAGCAUUCAGAAGAAGAAACAACGCAAACCAGCAUCGGUUAAGAAGCCUGUUGGUGGUGAACGUAAUGGCAAACAACGUACCGUAUUGGCAAAACGAUUUCCUCGUUAUUAUCCAACAGAAGAACGACCAAAGAAGUUCAGUGCUAAACGUAAGACAUUCGGCAGUCAUGCACGUCGUUUUCGAUCAACACUUGCGCCCGGUACUGUUGUUAUUCUUCUCGCUGGCAAACAUGCCGGAAAACGCGCUGUGGUUGUUAAACAUUUGGCAUCUGGACUUUUAUUGAUCACUGGUCCACACAAAUUGAACGGUGUACCCUUACGUCGUAUUAAUCAAAUUUACGUCAUUGGCACAAGCACCAAACUCGAUUUAUCAACAGCUAAAUUCGAUAAUUUAGAUGAUAAAUACUUCAAACGUGUUCGCCCAGCUAAGAAAAAUGCCGAGAAAGAUAUUUUUGAUUCAAAGAAAGAGAAAACACCACUUAGUGAUAAACGUCGUGAAGUUCAACGUAGCACAGAUGCCGUGGUUCUUAAUGCCAUCAAAGCAAGCGCUGACCGACGUCUCCUUCGUCAAUACCUUAAGAGCCGUUUUCAACUUUGGAAUGGUGUUUUACCACACAAAUUGAAAUUCUAA